Mytilinidion resinicola is the source of this 423-nucleotide messenger RNA. RefSeq lists its product as uncharacterized. The record is from RefSeq and is a predicted model, not a curated record. The transcript is spliced from 3 exons. NCBI's taxonomy places the organism in Eukaryota, Fungi, Ascomycota, Dothideomycetes, Mytilinidiales, Mytilinidiaceae. Gene Ontology annotation, molecular function: TBP-class protein binding; DNA binding; ATP hydrolysis activity. The coding region runs from base 1 to 423 and encodes 140 amino acids.
AUGAUCCUAUACCAGCGCCCAGAAUCGAUACACUUCGUUGUCCAGAUUUGCGACGGAUCAGACUUCCGACACGGAGAGACGGAACCAGCUAGUCUCAUGCGCGCCACCGUCGCGGAUACAGCCCAUGUCACGAAACCAGGAGCCAUUGGACGUGUACUCACCUAUCAGUCAUCCUGCCUGCUAGCCAAGGGUGUUCCUGGCAUCAUCACACUGGACAUAGUGCAGACCGAGGUCCUGCGAAAGCUCCUACCAUCGGUGCAGUACAUGAGACUUGAUGGCGGCGUCGAAGCCUGCAAGCGCCAGGACAUCAUCAACAAAUUCAACUCAGACCCCUCUUACGACGUCCUACUCUUGACGAUUAGCGUUGGCGGUCUAGAACUGGACCUUACAGACACUGACACUAUCAUCUUCGUGAAGUCAUGA